GGUCGUACCGGUGGAUAAUAUUUCUGAUGCAGUAAAUCUGUUCAUUAAAUAUCAUUUUAACACCGACAGUCCAACAUAUGAGCGCCGGCAGAACAUUCUCUACUUUGAUGGGUGGGAUGGAAUUGGAGCAUCUGCUGUCCUCACCGCUAUAUCAAACUUACCGAGGUCCAAGGAAUUCAACUUCGACAGAGUAAUCACCAUUCAUUUCUCGAAGUCAGAAAGCAGAUCAUUGCAGAGAAAUAUAGCAGAGCAGUUGAAACUCGGCACAUCUGUAGUGAAUGUUUUUCACAAGCAGGAUGAGGAUGACGACUUCGAGGGAAUAGACAAAACCUCAAGGCAAGAGAUACCUGAAGUUUCUGACCACAUCUUUGAAGUCUUGGCCAAGGAGAGGUUUUUGGUGAUUUUUCGCAAUGGAACUGACGAGGAGAUCAACUGGGUAAACUUUGGUAUUCCUUUGUUUGAUUGGAGAGAAAACAAAGCAUUGUGGACAUACCGGUGGCCAUUUAUAUUUACACCUAUACUGGAAAGCAAUGUGAGAAAUGUUCACAUGUUUCUUAGUGCAGUGCGAGAUGACGGAAAAAUACCUGACUCACAGUUAACAACCUCCGUGCACGACAAUUCUAAAGAGCUAGCACGUUUCACAAAAGUAGAUUCUCUCACCCCUGAUAUAGUCACAGAUUGUUGGUUUUAUCUGGCAUGGUUGAGUUUCAAUGAUGUCAACUUCAGUGGUCAUGACGAGGAAGUCCAUGUUCCUAACUUUUGGGUUUGUGAUGGGAUCAUUAAAGGUGAUGGUGCUUGGGAGGCUGGUAGCAGACUCUUUGAAGCAAUGCGAUUGGAGCAUCUUCCUUCGUGAGAAAACAAAAUCAAGUGGUUUGAGGACUUCUCUAAACUGCAAGAAAAUAGGUGCAGAUGGGUUUCAAGUGUUUCGAAGACCACCAUACCCCAGGAGGCAACAUCUUACUUCCUGAGUUUGCACUCAGACUUGCCAACCAGCUUGUUUCAUCACUCAGUACAGCUUCGAGUGCUAAAACUCUCUUCAUGUGCUUUCAGCUUUGAGUCACCUCCUUUCCUCUUCUGCCACAACCUGAGGUUUCUUUGGGUAGACUCCUGCAGUGGCAAUGGACUGGUUGGAAAGGAAGAGAGCAGGUGGAUAUCUCUCAAAGGCCUAUGGGUGCUGGACAUACGGCAAACAAACUGGGCAUGGAUAUUGACACCCCAGAUAAUGGAGCUGAUGGUUGAACUCAGGGAACUAAAUGUGAAGGCUGUUGAUGUUAUUAGGAUUGGUACAACCAAGUUUAAAUGGCCGCGUAAUCAUUGCAAGUUCAGGGUAGUUGAAUCUCCUUCGUAUUUGGAGGUUCUACUGCAAGACUCAAUACCGGAAAUGGAGAAUUUGGAGCUUCUCGACCUCUCUGGCAAUAGUACAAUGGAAGCCUUGCCAAACCUGACGGCAGCAAGUAGACUGAAGGUGCUUAUUCUUGAUGGAUGUGAUGGGCUAGACAAUGUUGAACCUGGCGUCCUCCCCUCAUCACUAGAGUCAUUCAGCUUCGAUGGAUUUGGACCAGCAUCACGAUGGAAGCAUUCAUUGCAGAUCCCAGGAACAGAGGAGCGCCCUAGUUCUAUUAAAGCAAGCCAGAAACCUCCAAGAGUCUCUAAGAUAUCCCUGCAGAAUGUGUUCCUUCGUGGAUUGCCAGAUCUUGAGGAGCUAAACCUCUCUGACACAGCGGUCCAAGCACUUGACCUAGAAGCUAUGCAGCUCCCUCAUCUUGAGCGGCUUUUCCUAUUGGACUGCGAGAAGCUUCGCAGAAUGAAAUGGCAUGAUUUGGGAAUUCCACCACUAAAGUUGCUAUAUGUAGAUACCAGAGGAAAUGCAGGAAUAAGAUCAAUGAAUGAUGACUGUCAGGGGUCUCAACAAGACACCUCCCGCCCACUGGCACAUAUCGUUAUUACAGAUGUAAGGUUCCUUCGAGGAUUUUUGUCUAGAUAUGGAUUAGAAUCUGACACUGUAUUCGGGGAGCAGCAAUUCCACUUACACCUAGUAUCUUCUACUACUCUCUGGCACGCACAAGUUAAAGGAACGAACAAGCAAAAGGAUGCCAUCCCCAGUGAUGAAUUGAGUGCUCCUCGAGCAAUAUUGUCAUCAUUGCCUUAUCUGAGUCUCCGUGGCAAUAUUGUUGGGGAGAAUGAUGAUGUCUGCUCAGUACAAGACUGUGCCGCCUCAACCUUUGCAGCGCCACGUUGAAAUUUCUGAGGGAGCAUUUAACUUGGAGACCCUAAAGUAUCCUGAUCAUGGAAGCGUGGAUUCGUUUUUGCUGCAUGCUGAAUCCCUGCAUGUGCAUGACCAUGCCUCCAUCACUACUGCUAGCGUAGAUUAUAAGGUAAAGCAAUUUGAAAAUGUGAGGUGGUGCGUGGUUGAGAGGUGCCCGAAGAUGCACACAGUCUUCCAUCUCAAUCUUUCGCCCCUGCCGAAAGAAUCUUUCCAGAGCCUAGAGACCUUCAGAGCAUCUCAUCUCAAGCAAGUCGAAUGCAUCUGGAGCAGAAAAAUUAGGUUCUACGACGGCAGAGAGGAACAUUUACCUGCUUUUGGAAAACUAAGAUACCUGCACCUGCACUCCUGCCCCAGCCUCAAAUUCGUACUUCCCUGGUCCUUCGCCACCCUACCAAGCUUGGAAAUCAUCCAUGUCACAUACUGUGAUGAGCUUAGACAGAUUUUCCCAAGGGGGGAACCAUACAGAGGGCGAUGUGCUACAAGCAUAGAGUUUCCAAGCCUCAAGCGUAUCCACUUCCAUGAGCUCCCCAAGUUGAUAUGUGAAGCUGAUAUGCUGGCCCCUGCUUUAGAGACCAUCAAGCUUAGAGGCUGCUGGAGUCUCAGGAGGCUGCCGACCAUCCAUAAUGGCGGCGCAAAUGAUAAACCGCUGGUUCUGGUGGAUUGCGAGAAGGAUUGUUGGGAUAAGCUGGAUUGGUCUGGGAUGGAGGAGAGCCGCAACCUCUUCGCACCGAGCCACUCAGGGUUUUACAGGAAGACCAUGCUGAGAGGAACACCUCUCAGGUAAGCUAAUUGCUAUAUGGAUCUGUGCACCGCUAGUAUCUGGAUGUUGCUCCAGCCAUUCAGGCAACUAGCACUCUGUGUUUCGCAAUACCAUUUUCUGUGUGUUUCCGUGUGUUGAUUCUGGAGUCUAUGAGAAGACAGGCUGCUUUAUUCUCAUCAGGUGUUCUGCGUGUGGUAUGUUAUUGGUAUCAGUCAAUAUGUUCUUCUGUCUUGAGGAUUGAUGGCGCUACAACUAGUCGGCUGUUUCUGCGUAUCUGCAACAAUAUAUACAUAAUGUUGUGCUUGUUCCAGCAUGGCUCCGGAGCUGCUGCUUACUGAAGCCUAAAAUAAAAGCAUCUCUCGUAUCUCUGCCUGCGCAUUCGAUACGCUGAAGAUGGCUGUGUGAUGUGUGCAUAUAUACUCGCACGGACAUUGUGCGUUUCAUUCGGCGUGGUUUGUGUUUGCUAUACAUUCCAAAUAAUAAGGUCUGACGGCACCUCACAGGCCGUCUGGCAGUGCGUGUGAUUUGUGAUGGACACAAAUAACUUUGUUUAUUUAUGUAUUGAACGUAUGUAUGAUGUUUCCCUUGAACAUGUUAAGGAGGUUUAAGAUGUCA
This is a messenger RNA of Panicum virgatum (switchgrass), 3641 nucleotides long. RefSeq lists its product as uncharacterized. The record is from RefSeq and is a predicted model, not a curated record. NCBI's taxonomy places the organism in Eukaryota, Viridiplantae, Streptophyta, Magnoliopsida, Poales, Poaceae. The coding region runs from base 2181 to 3050 and encodes 289 amino acids. The transcript is spliced from 3 exons.